AUGAGUAUCAUUACUCAAAUUCAAAUGGAAGAGACUAGUUCUCUGAGGAAACAAUUGGACUCUCAGACAAAUGAGCUUAACCAGAGACUACGCCAAAUAGAAGAAAAUAAAGAAAAAAAGAGAAUGGCGAACGAAAAUGUUGAAGGGCUUAUUACUGACAUUGCUGCUGCUGAAGAAGAAACAGCAAGAUGGAAAAAAGCAGCCGAGCAGGAGGCUGCUGCUGGUGGAGCUGUUGAACAAGACUUCACCUCACAGCUGCAUGUGCUUAAAGAAGAACUUGAAGAAGCAAAGCAAGCGAUUAAAGGAUCAGAGAAGAAACUAAAGUUUAAGGAAGAGACGGCAGCAGCAGCCAUGGGUCCAAGGGAUGCAGCAGAUAGAUCUCUAAGACUCGCAGACAAUAGGGCAACUAGGCUGAGGGAAAGAAUACAAGAACUAAACCAUAAAGUUGAAGAAUUAGAAACCCAUCGAGAUAUGAACAGUUCAAACAGAGCUAGAUAUGUUUGUUGGCCGUAGCAACUUCUCGGGAUCGAUUUUGUGGGAGGUGGAAGAGUUGAGUCUGAAGAACAACAACAGAGUUCGAACGAGGUGGAACUCGCUUGAAUCUCUACUAUGACAAAACCGGUACUUUAUACAGUUACUUUCAGUAUUUAGUUUUUGAUUCUUAUGUAUAUUCCAGCUGAUAAAGUUUUAAAGCUUGAACAUGUUCUGUUUUCCUGUUGUAAACUUG
Molecule: messenger RNA, 727 nt
Organism: Eruca vesicaria subsp. sativa (arugula)
Lineage: Eukaryota; Viridiplantae; Streptophyta; Magnoliopsida; Brassicales; Brassicaceae
Source: the annotation of a GenBank genome assembly